CAGCUGUUCCCUCCGCGGGAUUCUCGGGGGGCUGGUUCAUCACCUCCGAAUACUCCUGUGACAGGAGGCACUUGCAAAACCCGCCUCCAGCCCCCAGCAGCAAUAAAUAGAAGGCUCCCAGCCCAGAAGCAAGGAGAAGUUUCUAGGCCUGCGUCCUCGGUGUUUAUUAAGCUCCCGGCUCCACCAGCAGCUCUGGCUGAGAGCCUGGACCGCCUGGGCAGAGGGUGGCUGGCUGUUCUCCGGGGAGGCUGGUGUGGAGAAGGGGGCCUGGAGAAUUCUGCUGGACCAGCUAGGGGUCAGCUUUGGUGGCUGGAGUGUCUUUGGAGGCUGGGACCCCGGCCUGGUGUGACAGCCUCCGUCCCUGGCAGUGGAUGGUUCAGCAUUAUUCCGAAGCUGAAGAAUAAGCUUGGAAGACCCGCAUACCCACACCACCUUGCUGUGUGAGACCUUGAGCAGGUGGCUCCCUCUCUCUGAGCCUCCGUUUCCCCUCUAGCUCAGCGGCCGCCAUGGCUGACGGUCAGAUGCCCUUCCCCUGCCACUACGCCAGUCGCCGGCGCCGGGACCCCUUCCGAGACUCCCCCCUGUCCUCCCGCCUGUUGGACGAUGGCUUUGGCAUGGACCCCUUCCCAGACGACCUGACUGCCUCUUGGCCCGACUGGGCCCUGCCUCGUCUCUCCUCUGCCUGGCCAGGGACCUUGAGGUCGGGCAUGGUGCCCCGGGGGCCAACGUCGAUGGCCAGAUUUGGUGUCCCUGCCGAGGGCAGGAGCCCCCCACCCUUCCCUGGGGAGCCCUGGAAAGUGUGUGUCAACGUGCACAGCUUUAAGCCGGAGGAGCUGAUGGUAAAGACCAAGGAUGGCUACGUGGAGGUGUCUGGCAAACACGAGGAGAAGCAGCAGGAAGGCGGCAUCGUUUCUAAGAACUUCACCAAGAAAAUUCAGCUUCCUGCAGAGGUGGAUCCUGUGACAGUAUUUGCCUCACUUUCCCCAGAAGGCCUGCUGAUCAUCGAAGCUCCCCAGGUCCCCCCUUACUCACCAUUUGGAGAGAGCAGUUUCAACAACGAGCUUCCCCAAGACAACCAGGAAGUCACUUGUACUUGAGAGCCCAGUCUUGGCCCUUCCUUGUUCCCUCCCCAACCCCAGGGCUUCUCUGAUUCCAGGAUACAUUACUUUAGCUGAACUCAUAGAUUUAGUGCAAGUAAAAUGUUGGGGGUCGGGAUGGAUUGACCAGAUUCCCUGGAUAGCGUAGCAGUAGGUUUUCCCGCAAGAUGGCGCAACUGGCAGGCCAUACUCUGUUGCGUUAGGCCAAAAGGCUGGGAGUUUUUCUUUCUUUCCCUUUUCUAUUGCAAUGAAAAUAUUGCACAUUCUACAGUUGCAAAACAAAAGGGGACAUAACAUUUCACAUUGUAUCUUACCUUGCAGCUAAUGCAGGGGUUGCUUUUCUCUGGGGACCUCCCCAUCACUCAGAUUCCCAUUCUGGGCUCCCAGUGUCCAUGCCUGCCCCAUGGUUUGCUUGAUGGAGCCCAGUAGCUCACCCCACGGUGUUUCUGCAGCCCUGGUUUACAAAGGGUUAUAGACAGGUCUUACGUCCCCAUCUGGGAUUUAUCUAACAGCCACAUGAAAAGAAACAGUGCCUUCUGCCCUCCACCCAGGCAUUUAUAGCAUGUUCCCAAGCUGGCCCUCCUUGAAGACUCUGGAAGCCCCUUAGUUUAUUUUCUGGCUAAAGGCCCCCCUUUCUUGUGUCUCCUAUGUCCAAGUCGGGAUUUUUACAGAGGGGGCUGUCUCCAGACAGCUCUACCAGGAACCAAUCAAAGGCCAGACAGCCUGGCAGGCAGACUAGUGGUGUUGUGUAUAUGGGUGGGAUGUGUGUGUCAUUGUUUUUUGAAUUGUGCUGUUGUUUAGGGGGAAAUGGUAGUACAUUAUUAUAAUAAUAAUAAAGGAGCUGAUGUUCUUA
Messenger RNA from Phacochoerus africanus (Common warthog), 1950 nucleotides. RefSeq names its product heat shock protein family B (small) member 8 (gene HSPB8). The transcript is spliced from 3 exons. Gene Ontology annotation, cellular component: protein folding chaperone complex; cytoplasm; nucleus. The record is from RefSeq and is a predicted model, not a curated record. The coding region runs from base 507 to 1097 and encodes 196 amino acids. Gene Ontology annotation, biological process: cellular response to unfolded protein. Lineage: Eukaryota; Metazoa; Chordata; Mammalia; Artiodactyla; Suidae. Gene Ontology annotation, molecular function: protein homodimerization activity.